GCAAACCCAGGAGUAAGAGUAACGUCCCCUAGCUAUUUCUUUCCUCGGCUUCAUCAUCUCUUGUUUUCGUUUUCACUGCCGGAGUCUGAGAAUUCAUUUUUAGAAUUUGUUGGUCAGCACGAUGACCUCCAUAAACAAGAUCAUCCGUGGCGUGUUACAGCUCUUGAUCUGCGCGUCGUGGUACAAAGCCGUCGCGAGCAAAAUGCAGAUCCAAAGUCUGGAGGACAACAUUGCGGCAGAAAACUUUACAUAUUAUCGCUUGCAUCGACCUGGGACUUUGCGGCUCGAGCUCCUCAGUAUUGUUGGGGAUGUUGACAUGUACAUCAGUACCGAGAGCCAGCACCCUACGUACGCACAUUACGAUCUGAAGUCAGAAACGUGUGGCCUUGAUGUCAUCUCCAUACCCAGCUCAAUGUCAAGGCCAGUGUACAUCGGGCUCUUCGGACAUCCCAAUCACUUACAGUCAAGAUGUCGGCUGACCAUAUUUGAGGAGGAGGAGCCUGUCGUGGAUGACUACCAGUCGUAUGUGGAUAUGUUUGAAAAGUAUUACUUUGAUGGGCUGGACGAAAGCAGCUCGGAGCAAUCGUCUGGCAGGGAGAGCUCAUCAAAGACGUCCAGUAAACCAACGUCUAAAGACAACCGUCAAGUGGAUGAUGAGCUUCCAAUAUGGUGGAAAAUUUUGCUGGGAAUUCUUGAAUUUGGAAUAGAGGUGAUCUUGUAGACGCAUCUUUGUGGAGUUUUGCAACACAGGAGAAAGAUUCCAGUCCAAGUUGGGGUUGUUUUGGGGUUUUUUUGUCGGGUUAUUUAAUAUUUUUGUCCCAGUGAUCAAAGUUAGUUUUGAAUAUAAUAUGUCUUACGACGCAGUGAAAUCAGGUGCUCGUCAAUUUUUGGGCAUGUGGAGUUGUCAGUACUAUCUGAAAGCUGAUUUAUUUGCCUUGCUUUCAAUAAAAAUAGAUUAUAUGUAUGUGUCUAUCUUGAAUAGAACUUAAGAUAUCUGCAACUGAAAGAAAUGAGGUCGCCUGGUUUCAGUGGUGAAAUUAGUGUGAAAAUGGCUGCCGAAGUUUGGUAACUCCAAUAACUAAAGAG
Molecule: messenger RNA, 1086 nt
Organism: Aplysia californica (California sea hare)
Lineage: Eukaryota; Metazoa; Mollusca; Gastropoda; Aplysiida; Aplysiidae
Product: UPF0669 protein C6orf120 homolog
Exons: 5
Coding region: 122-721 (199 amino acids)
Source: RefSeq, a predicted model, not a curated record